CGCCUGUGCCUGCCUCGCCGGGUCCGUGUCCCGUUGCGGCCCUGCUGACGCCCAGUGCCCUGCCCGGCCCCUGCCCGGCCAGUGCGCCGCCACACCUGGCAUGUCAAGGCCUGGACCACACCUGCCUGCCCAGCGCUUGGAAGCUCAGCGGCCCCGCGAGCUAGGAUGAGGGGCCAGGCCGCACCCCCGGGCCCCCUGUGCGUUCUGGCCACGCUGCUGCUGCCACUGCUGCUACUGCCCAUGCCACGGCCAGCGCUGGGCCAGGGGGCCCGGGCAGGCCCAGGAACCGAGCCCUGCGCCACGCUGGUGCAGGGCAAGUUCUUUGGCUACUUCUCUGCGGCCGCCGUGUUCCCGGCCAACGCGUCGCGCUGCUCCUGGACCCUGCGCAACCCGGACCCUCGGCGCUACACGCUCUUCAUGAAGGUGGCCAAGGCGCCCGGCUCCUGCGGUAGUGGCAGCCGCGUGCGCACCUUCCAGUUCGACUCGUUCCUGGAGUCCACGCGCACCUACUUGGGCGUGGAGAGCUUCGACGAGGUGCUGCGCCUCUGCGACCCCGCCACGCCCCUGGCCUUCCUGCAGGCCAGCAAGCAGUUCCUGCAGAUGCAGCGCCAGCUGCUGCCCCCCGACCGCGCUCCUGGGGUCCUCGGGGCCCCCCACGACCACGACUUCUCCGUCGAGUACCUGGUGGUGGGCAACCGCAGCCCCAGCCGCGCCGCCUGCCAGAUGCUCUGCCGCUGGCUCGACGCUUGCCUGGCUGGCAGCCACAGUUCGCACCCCUGCGGCAUCAUGCAGACCCCCUGCGCCUGUCUGGGCGGGGACCCUAGCCACCCUGCCUCCAGCCCCCUGGCCCCUCGCGGGGACGUCUGCCUGAGGGACGGCCUGGCUGGAGGCCCUGAGAACUGUCUCACCAGCCUGACCCAGGACCGGGGCAGGGACGGAGCUCCAGGCGGCUGGAAGCUGUGGUCUCUGUGGGGCGAAUGCACGCGGGACUGCGGGGGAGGACUACAGACACGCACGCGCACCUGCCUGCCCGCACCCGGCCUGGACGGGGGUUGUGAGGGGGUCCUGGAGGAGGGGCGCCUCUGCAACCGCAAGGCCUGUGGCCCCGCUGGCCGCUCAAACUCUCGGAGCCAAUCUCUGCGGUCCACGGAUGCCCGGCGGCGCGAUGAACUGGGAGAUGAGCUGCAGCAGUUUGGGUUUCCGGCACCCCAAACAGGUGACCCCGCGGCCGAAGAGUGGUCUCCGUGGAGCGUGUGUUCCAGCACCUGCGGGGAAGGCUGGCAGACUCGCACACGCUUCUGCGUGUCGUCCUCCUACAGCACCCAGUGCAGCGGGCCCCUCCGGGAGCAGAGGCUCUGCAACAACUCAGCGGUGUGCCCAGUGCAUGGUGCCUGGGACGAGUGGUCACCCUGGAGCCUGUGCUCCAGCACCUGUGGCCGUGGGUUCCGGGACCGCACUCGUACUUGCAGGCCCCCCCAGUUUGGAGGCAACCCCUGUGAGGGGCCCGAGAAACAGACCAAGUUCUGCAACAUUGCGCUCUGCCCUGGCCGGGCAGUGGACGGAAACUGGAACGAGUGGUCCAGCUGGAGCGCCUGCUCGGCCAGCUGCUCCCAGGGCCGGCAGCAGCGCACGCGCGAGUGCAACGGGCCUUCAUAUGGGGGCGCCGAGUGCCAGGGCCACUGGGUCGAGAGCCGAGAUUGCUUCCUGCAGCAGUGCCCAGUGGACGGGAAGUGGCAGGCCUGGGCAUCGUGGGGCGGCUGCAGUGUCUCAUGUGGGGGCGGAACUCAGCGCAGGGAGCGCGCCUGUGCUGGGCCCUUCUUUGGGGGUGCAGCUUGCCAGGGCCCCCAGGAUGAAUACCGGCAGUGCAGUGCCCAGCGGUGUCCAGAGCCCCACGAGAUUUGUGCCGAGGACCCCUUUGGCACGGUGGUCUGGAAGGAGACCCCAGCUGGGGACGUGGCUGCUGUUCGGUGUCCCCGCAAUGCCACAGGCCUCAUCCUGCGGCGCUGUGAGCUGGAUGAGGAGGGGACCGCCUAUUGGGAGCCGCCCACCUAUAUCCGCUGCGUGUCCAUCGACUACCGAAACAUCCAGAUGAUGACCCGGGAGCACCUGGCCAAGGCUCAACGGGGCCUGCCCGGAGAGGGCGUGUCCGAGGUCAUCCAGACUCUGGUGGAGAUUUCCCAGGAUGGCACGAGCUAUAGCGGGGACCUGCUGUCUACCAUCGACGUGCUACGGAACAUGACCGAGAUCUUCCGCCGGGCCUACUACAGCCCCACACCCGGCGAUGUGCAGAACUUCGUGCAGAUAAUCAGCAACCUGCUGGCUGAGGAGAACCGGGACAAGUGGGAGGAAGCCCAGCUGAUGGGCCCCAAUGCCAAGGAGCUCUUCCGGCUGGUGGAGGACUUCGUGGACGUCAUUGGCUUCCGCAUGAAGGACCUUCGGGAUGCCUACCAGGUGACAGACAACCUGGUCCUCAGCAUCCACAAACUCCCGGCCAGCGGGGCCACGGACAUCAGCUUCCCCAUGAAGGGCUGGCGGGCCACAGGAGACUGGGCCAAAGUGCCCGAGGACAGGGUCACCGUGUCCAAGAGCGUCUUCUCCACGGGGCUGCCAGAAGCCGACGCCUCGUCUGUGUUUGUGGUGGGCACCGUGCUCUAUCGGAACCUAGGCAGCUUCCUGGCACUGCAGAGGAACACCACGGUGCUCAACUCCAAGGUGAUCUCGGUGACUGUGAAGCCCCCGCCACGCUCCCUGCUCACUCCGCUGGAGAUCGAGUUCGCCCACAUGCACAACGGCACCACCAACCAGACGUGCAUCCUCUGGGACGAGACAGACGUACCCUCCUCCCCCGCACCCCCGCAGCUCGGGCCCUGGUCGUGGCGCGGCUGCCGCACGGUGCCCCUCGACGCCCGCCGGACGCGCUGCCUCUGCGACCGCCUGUCCACCUUCGCCAUCUUAGCCCAGCUCAGCGCCGACGCGAACAUGGAGAAGGUGAUCGUGCCAUCCGUGACACUCAUCGUGGGCUGCGGUGUGUCGUCUCUCACCCUCCUCCUGCUCAUCAUCAUCUACGCGUCUGUGUGGAGGUACAUCCGCUCCGAGAGAUCCGUCAUCCUCAUCAACUUCUGCCUGUCCAUCAUCUCCUCCAAUGCCCUCAUCCUCAUUGGGCAGACCCAGACCCGCAACAAAGUGGUGUGCACACUGGUGGCCGCCUUCCUGCACUUUUUCUUCCUGUCGUCCUUCUGCUGGGUGCUCACCGAGGCCUGGCAGUCCUACAUGGCCGUCACCGGCCGCCUGCGCAACCGCCUCAUCCGCAAGCGCUUCCUCUGCCUGGGCUGGGGGCUGCCUGCUCUGGUCGUGGCCAUUUCUGUGGGCUUCACCAAGGCUAAGGGCUACAGCACCAUCAACUACUGCUGGCUAUCCCUGGAGGGGGGCCUCCUCUACGCCUUCGUGGGACCUGCCGCUGCCGUAGUACUGGUUAACAUGGUCGUGGGCAUCCUGGUGUUCAACAAGCUGGUGUCCAAAGACGGCAUUCCUGACAAGAAGCUCAAGGAGCGUGCGGGGGCCUCGCUCUGGAGCUCCUGCGUGGUGCUGCCGCUGCUGGCGCUGACCUGGAUGUCGGCCGUGCUCGCUGUCACCGACCGUCGCUCCGCCCUCUUCCAGAUCCUCUUUGCCGUCUUUGACUCCCUGGAGGGCUUUGUCAUCGUCAUGGUGCACUGCAUCCUGCGCAGAGAGGUUCAGGACGCCGUCAAAUGCCGCGUGGUGGACCGGCAGGAGGCAGGUGAUGGGCACUCUGGGGACUCCUUCCAGAAUGGCCACGCCCAGCUCAUGACUGACUUCGAGAAGGACGUGGAUCUGGCCUGUAGAUCAGGUGAGCGCCUGACAGUGCUCAAUAAGGACAUCACGGCCUGCCGCACGGCCACCAUCACGGGCACCCUGAAGCGGCCCUCCCUGCCCGAGGAGGAGAAGCUGAAGGUGCCCCAUGCCAAGGCACCGCCGCCCAACUUCAACAGCCUCCCCGCCAACGUAUCCAAGCUGCACACCCACGGCUCCCCACGCCGGGCAGGCGCGCCCCUGCCCGACUUCCCCAACCACUCGCUCACCCUCAAGAAGACGCCCAAGUCGGCCUUCGUGGGGGACGGCGACAUCUUCAAGAAGCUGGACUCGGAGCUGAGCCGCGCCCAGGAGAAGGCCCUGGACACAAGCUACGUGAUCCUGCCCACGGCCACGGCCACGCUGCGGCCCAAGCCCAAGGAGGAAGCCAAGUACAGCAUGAACAUAGACCAGAUGCCCCAGACCCGCCUCAUCCACCUGGACAUGGCCCCCGACGCCAGCGGCCACACGCGCAGUCCCCCGGCCCGCGAGCCCCCCGAUGCGCCCCCCACCCAGCCCCCGCCACCCCCGCCGCCACCCCCGCCCCCCCAGCCGCCCCUGCCCCCUCCGGCCCCGCUGGAGCCAGCACCCCCCAGCCUGGGGGACCCCGUCCCCCACGCAGGCCCCAGCACGGGGGCCGGAGGCAAGGCCGAGAACAUGACCACACUGUCCGUGGGGUCCCUGGAGCGGCGGAAAUCGCGGUAUGCUGAGCUGGACUUUGAGAAAAUCAUGCACACCCGCAAGCGGCACCAGGACAUGUUCCAGGACCUGAACCGCAAGUUGCAGCAGCACGCGGAGAAGGAGAAGGAAGUGCUGGGCGCAGAGAGCAAGCUGGAAAGGCAACAGACCCCCAACAAGCGGCCCUGGGAGAGCCUGCGGAAAGCCCACGGGACUCCCGCGUGGGCCCGGAAGGAGCUGGAGCCGCUGGCGCCGGUGCCCCUGGAGCUGCGCGGUGUGGAGUGGGAGAAGCCGGGCGCCACCAUCCCGCUGGUGGGCCAAGACAUGAUUGACCUUCAGACUGAGGUCUGAGCAGGCGGGCAGUGGCCAGCACCGGCCCGGACGGACGCUCUGCCGGCUCCUGCCACAGGCCAGGCACGGACAGGACCAGGGCGGAGGGCCAAGCCCGCGCCCCAGCCUCAGGGCGCUGGACAGACAGCCCUGCAGAGGCAGGCAGCGCAGAGAGCAGAGCCAGACGGGACAGGAGGCGGCCACCCCGCAGGCCCAGGGCUUAGAGACUGCGAAAGGGCCGCAGACUCUCCCUUCUGGGCCUGGCUUCGCGCCAGGACCCGUGGGCGGUGGGCCAGGGUCCGUGUGGCCGGCCCUGCCGGGACCAGGAUCUGCCUGCUGGGCCCCACGGCCUGGCGCCGUUUUUAGACACCCCAUCUUUGGGAAGCAGCCAGCCCUCACACUUCCAGGGCCCUGGGCCCCAGACCCAGGAGAGCACAGCCCUCUGCCUGCCCAGCCCUGGGGCAGGCCCAGGAGCCUAUUCCGUAAGAAGCAGGGCUGGGGAAUCUAUUUUUUCUCUCCUUUUCUUUUCUUCAAUAAAAAGAAUGAAAAACCCA
Suncus etruscus (white-toothed pygmy shrew) is the source of this 5429-nucleotide messenger RNA. RefSeq names its product adhesion G protein-coupled receptor B1 (gene ADGRB1). Gene Ontology annotation, molecular function: G protein-coupled receptor activity. Gene Ontology annotation, cellular component: plasma membrane. The transcript has 30 exons. Lineage: Eukaryota; Metazoa; Chordata; Mammalia; Eulipotyphla; Soricidae. Gene Ontology annotation, biological process: G protein-coupled receptor signaling pathway; cell surface receptor signaling pathway; negative regulation of angiogenesis. Bases 166 to 4896 code for a protein of 1576 amino acids. The record is from RefSeq and is a predicted model, not a curated record.